This is a messenger RNA of Sesamum indicum (sesame), 2663 nucleotides long. The record is from RefSeq and is a predicted model, not a curated record. NCBI's taxonomy places the organism in Eukaryota, Viridiplantae, Streptophyta, Magnoliopsida, Lamiales, Pedaliaceae.
AUAAAAUACCAAUUUAGUUUUGUUUUUUGCAAGAAACAAGAAAUCAUUGUUGCUAUAUAAGCACUUCAUUUCGAACUAUAAAAACUCACCAAAACACGCUACACACCUCAAAUGUCUAAAGCCAUCCUCUCCCUGAUCAAACCCCUACACCGACCCCAACCCAAAACCAGCAGAAAAUUUCUCAUCACGCCCCACAUCAUAGAGUUGACAAAUGAAGUCUGUGAAAUCCUCAGAACCCAAGGGCAACAGUGGGAAGAAACCCUCCAGAAUCGAUUCUUUGAGGAGGACAUUGCGCCUUCCGAAGUUGCCCACCUAGUGUUCGACAAAGUUCGCGAUUGUGAACUGGGUCUCAAAUUCUUUGGUUUUGUUUCUCAGAAUAGAUUUUCCCUUGAUGGGUUCGCGUAUUCUUCGCUUCUAAAGCUCUUGGCCCGGUCUAAAGUGUUUGGAGAAAUAGACAACGUGUUGCUGGAGUGCUUGCAAUCCGAAGAGAAACUGCCUACUCGAGAGGCUUUAGGUUUUGUAAUCCGUGCCUAUUCUGAAUCAGGGUUGGUCUUAAAGGCUCUUGAGUUGUAUUCCUUUGUUCUGAAAACUUAUAACGCGUUGCCCCAAUUAUUGGCCUGUAAUUCUUUGCUCAAUGGGCUUGUAAAGGAUGGAAAUAUGGAAGCUGCAUGGUUUGUAUAUGAUGAGAUGGUGAGGAGAGAUGAUGGUGGUGAGAGUAGUUGUUUGGACAAUUAUAGCGUUUGUAUAAUGGUAAAGGGGUUGUGUAAAGAAGGAAAAGUCGAGAAAGGUAAAAGGUUGAUUAAGAAAAGGUGGGGGAAGAAUUGCAUUCCGAAUAUUGUGUUCUAUAAUAGCCUCAUUGAUGGAUAUUGCAAGAGAGGUGAUGUCAAGAGAGCUCAUGAGCUUCUCGAGGACUUGAAAGAGAAGGGCUUCUUGCCUACCCAGGAGACUUAUGGGGCAAUCGUUAAUGGGUUCUGCAAAAGAGGGGAGUUUGAGAAGGUUGAUCAAAUCUUGAAGGAAAUGGAUUCAAGGGGUAUGGAAGUAAAUGCUCAAGUGUAUAACUGUGUCGUAGAUGCUAAAUAUAAGUAUGGUUUUGUUGGGGAAGCAUUAGAGACCACAAGACACAUGAUUGAGGUUGGGUGCAAGUUGGAUAUUGUGACAUAUAAUACUUUGAUUUCUAAUGCAUGUAGAGAUGGGAAGGUGCAAGAAGCGGAGAGGCUACUAGAAAAGGCACUGAACAGCAGAUUGGUCCUCAAUAAGCUAAGCUUUACUCCUCUUAUACACGCGUAUAGCAGGGAGGGCGAUUUUGAGCGAGCCUCAAUUCUGCUUGUUCAGAUGACAGAGUGUGGGCUUAAACCCGAUUUGAUAACCUAUGGAGGUCUUAUACAUGGCCUAGUUGUUGCUGGAGAGGUUGAUGCUGCAUUAACAAUUCGAAAAAAGAUGAUGGAAAGGGGAGUGUCUCCUGAUGCAUGCAUUUACAAUGUUUUGAUGAAUGGACUUUGCAAAAAGGGUAGGUUUCCUGAUGCGAAGCAGCUUAUGUUAGAGAUGCUUGGCCAGAAUGUAUCACCCGAUGCUUAUGUUUAUGCCACUUUGGUUGACGGAUAUAUCAGGAGUGGGAAUUUUAACGAUGCAAAGAAACUUUUUGAUAACAUAAUCAGUAGGGGUAUGGACCCUGGGCUCGUUGGGUACAAUGCCAUGAUUAAGGGCUACUGUAAAUUUGGGAUGAUGAAAGAUGCAGUCUUUUGCAUUAGCAAGAUGACAAAAAGAAAUGUUUACCCGGAUGAAUUUACUUAUUCUACUAUUAUUGAUGGCUACAUAAAGGAAAAUGAUUUAUAUGGGGCAUUAACUUUAUUUUGCCAUGUAAUUAAGCGGAACUAUGCACCGAAUAUUGUGACUUAUACCUCUCUCAUCAGUGGGUUUUGUCGCUGUGGAGAUAUUGCAGGAGCAGAAAAAAUUUUGAAGGGACUGCGAUUAAAUGGCGUGGCACCUAAUGUUGUGACUUAUACUGUACUAAUAGGUAACUGUUGCAAAGAGGGAAGACUUGCAAAAGCAUCCUCAUUUUUUGAAGAAAUGCUGAUGAGCAAGUGUAAUCCCAAUGAUGUUACAUUUCAUUAUUUAGUUAAUGGAUUAUCAAACAAUGCCCCUUGUGCCGUUUCUAGGACAGACAAUGAAUCUGGUUUAGAUAAGCCUAUGCUUCUUGAUAUCUUUGGGAGGAUGAUAUCUGAUGGCUGGCGUCCUAUAUCUGCUGCAUAUAUAAUUCCCUCCAAGUUAAUUGAGCCAAAGCUUAAUGUUGCUUUAAAGUACUUGUCCAUAUUUGGGCGCUACUCAACUCAUGAAGUUACUACAGAGACUUCACUGAUUUUGCAUACCUUGCUCGAAGAAUGCAAAUCUAAUGAGUGAGAAAAUAUUCAUUUCAAGGUGUCAACAAGCACAUGAAAGGAGAAAACCUCAAAGCCUCAGUAACUGGUAUUGCACGACAGCUGGUAUAUAUUUUUAGUGAAGGGUGUCAUGGCAUAGGACAAAAUUGGCAGGCUGUUACGAGAGUCCCCUUAUGCUUCUGGUUGUUUGUCCAAGAGGUUACUGGAUCUCAAGGCGACUGGUUUUAGUUCCAGAAGAAAACACAUGCAAAACUAGGGUAUAAGACAUCUCCAACAUAUUCAAUCAAA